AUGCGCGUCGCUAGCCUCUGCGUAAUCGGUAUCACCCGCGCAGUCACAUAUUCGUUGCAAGUCACAUCGCAAACAGCCACGACGGUGGCAGGUCAAUUUGAUCGGUUUGCGUAUACGAUGGAAUGCUUGUUUCCGCUGGUUAUGGUCGAGAAUCUCGCCGAGAUCUUGAACCCCGAGAUUAUCGAAAACAUCUUAAUCGAAAAGAGAAAUCCUAGAAUCUAUUGGGGUACGGCAACGACAGGAAGACCACAUAUCGGAUAUUUCCUCGCUGCGCUCAAAAUCGCCCAAUUGCUCCGUGCACAAUGCGACGUCGUUGUCCUGCUCGCCGAUGUCCAUGCCUUCCUUGACAACCUGAAGGCUCCGCUUGAGCUUGUGGAGAACCGUGCUCAGUACUAUAGAAAGAUCAUUACGGCAAUUCUCGAGUCUGUCGGCGUGCCUACCGAUAAGCUUGAGUUUGUUCUUGGCAGCUCCUACCAAAAAAGCCCCGAAUAUGUCAUGGAUGUGUAUCGCUUGUCUAGUUUGAUCUCUGAGGGAGAUGCUAAAAAGGCUGGCGCAGAGGUUGUCAAACAGACCGAGAAUGCUCCUUUGAGUGGUCUUCUGUACCCGGUGCUUCAGGUCCUUGACGAAGAGCACCUGAAGGUUGAUGUUCAGCUGGGAGGUAUGGACCAGAGAAAGCUCUUUACCGCUGCCACGGAAUGGCUGCCUAAGAUCGGUUACCGGAAGCGCGCACAUCUGAUCAACCCUAUGAUCAGCGGAUUGAAGGGCGCCAAGAUGAGUUCUAGUGUUGAAGAUAGCAAGAUUGAUCUGCUAGACCCAGCCGAGAGCAUCUCGAAGAAGAUUCGCAAAGCGGAGGCAGCCCCUAAGGUCGUCGAAGAUAACGGAGUCAUCGCACUCGUGGAAUAUGUUCUCCUACCCGCUGCCGACCUCAAGGGUAAGAAGGAGUUCCGAGUCGAGCGAAGGGAUGAGGAGCUAUUGAUCUACACCGAUAUCAAGCAACUUGAGGAAGAUUAUAAGAACGAUAUCUUAACGCCACAACUGCUUAAGCCUGCUGUAGCGCAGGGUCUUAUCGACCUUAUGGCUCCUAUCCAAGCCGCCUACCAAGCCUCUCCAGAAUGGCAGGAGAUUACUUUGAAGGCCUACCCGCCUCCCGUUGUGGAAAAGAAGCAGAAGAAGGUCAAGAGCAAGGGCACUCGUUACCCGGGUGCCAAGGCGCAGGAGGCCCAAACGAAUGGUGCUGAUUCCACGGAGAAGUAG
Aspergillus oryzae RIB40 is the source of this 1254-nucleotide messenger RNA. Its product is annotated as tyrosine--tRNA ligase TYS1. The record is from RefSeq and is a predicted model, not a curated record. Bases 1 to 1254 code for a protein of 417 amino acids. Gene Ontology annotation, molecular function: tyrosine-tRNA ligase activity; ATP binding. Lineage: Eukaryota; Fungi; Ascomycota; Eurotiomycetes; Eurotiales; Aspergillaceae. Gene Ontology annotation, biological process: tyrosyl-tRNA aminoacylation. The transcript has 6 exons.